Molecule: messenger RNA, 1681 nt
Organism: Solanum pennellii
Lineage: Eukaryota; Viridiplantae; Streptophyta; Magnoliopsida; Solanales; Solanaceae
Product: methyl-CpG-binding domain-containing protein 11-like
Exons: 2
Coding region: 284-1465 (393 amino acids)
Molecular function (GO): DNA binding
Source: RefSeq, a predicted model, not a curated record
ACGUAGUUUGAUUGAGCCAGCAGACACCACGUGUCUAACCUCGUAAAUCACAGAAAAAAGGAGAAUAGUCACCCUAUCCCAUAACAGACAGGCCUUUAUUCAACAAAUCCUAUCCGUCCAUUUGUAGGACGUGUGAUAAAUCUGUUGCGUGUUUGAGGCGGUUUCGUAUGAGUUAAGGCGUCUCUGAAGUAUAUGUCAAGCAAGCUUCCCUGUGUUUUUACUGAUGCAAAAUCAGAGUUUAAAAGUUAUAAUUUUUGAGUUCUGAUAUUUGGAGGAGACAAUAAUGGCAAGUAACAAUAUGGAGCUUCCUGCGCCUCUGUCUUGGAAGAAACUGCUCAUGCCGAAAAAGGGUAUUAGAGCAAAGAAGAAUGAGGUUGUAUUUGUUGCUCCAACAGGAGAGGAGAUAAGGAAUAAGAGGCAGUUGGAGAAGUACCUGAAAACACACAAUGGAAAUCCUGGUAUGUCAGAAUUUGAUUGGACUACUGGUGAGGCUCCGAGGAGAUCAGCACGAAUCAGUCAGAAGGUUAAGGCAAUGCCACUUCCAGCAGUGCUUGAGCCAGCAAAGAAACGACAACGUACGUCUUCAUCUACAAAAAAAGAAGAGGAAAUGGAUGCCGCAAAUGCAGGGAAGGAAAACAUGGACAAGAAAGAAAUGGGAUCUGUCAUGGAAGCAACGGAAGGCUUGGAAAAGGAGGAGAAUGUAGUAGACAAUGAAACGGUGGACAAGGAAGUAGACGCAGAGCACAAGAAAGAAGAGGAAUUGUCUGGUGGAGAGGUCUUGCAGAGGCAGAAAUCUGAAGCCAGUAAUGACGCUCUAGCCGAGGAUGGAGGCAAGCUGGCUCAAAAUGGCAUAGAGGAUACUAUAGUAGAAGUUGAAAUGGAGGACAAGGGGGAUGAGAUGGGCGCUUAUAAGGAAAAUAUAGAGCAUAAAAUAGAAGGGGAAAUCUCUGGUUCAGAGGUUUCAGAUAGGAAAACUAAGGCCAGCAAUGAUAUUCAGUUUGGGGAUGGAAGUAAAAUGGCUGAAAAUGUUACAGUGGUGACUACCGCAAUCGAUGCAGACUUCUGGAAUGAUUCCAUGGACAAGGACUAUUUCAAGGGAGCGUUUGCAAAUGCUGUAAUUGGAGAUACAAAUGCUGCUGAAGCAGGAAUAGAAGUCGGGGAGAAACCAGGAUACGGGGAAAAUCUAGAGUGCCUGAUUGACAUAGAAAUUAGUGGAGCAGAUGAUGUGAAUCACGACAUGCCAGACAUGGUCACAUCAGAGAAAAAUGUCGCAGGAGGGGAGACGUUCAACGUUCUGGACCCUGCAUUUGUUGAAGGAACUGGUGGUUUCCAUGAAGAGCAUAGGCCACUGGAAGAGGAGAAAAAUAAGAACAGUACUGGUCUGGUGAUGGAUAAUGGCCAGAUUAACCAGCCGGAGCGGGCACAUACCCCGCAACAUCAAUCUUCCGCUACCAUAAGUUGCUGAGUGUAGCACCUAAAAUAAAUUAGGCCUUCGCCCAGUGCAUGUUUAAUCCAUACUUGGACGAGUAUAAUAGUUUGUUUAGUAGCUUAGGAAUUAGCUUUUCUGGAGAUCAACUUUCCUUAUCUUCUGUAACAUUGCAUCUGUGAUCUGUACUUUGUGAUAUAUUGUGGUUUCUUAGUAUCUUACUAACAUAAAUAAAUGUCAACUAAUUCAUUGUGA